AUGGUCUCUAGUGUUAUGUUAGAAUUUCUAGGAUUUCUAUUCCUUGGUGUCUGUGUUUGUCCCAUGGAAUGUGCAAUGGAAGCAAACGGUACAAACCCGACUACUUCGACACCCGACGUGAGUACCACGUCACUGCCGUCCUCGAGUGUAAUUUCGUUUGAUCAUGUAUCCCCGAAUGAUACUGAAACAAAUCCCACAAGCCAGGCUAACUCGACAGCCGACGUAACUGUGACAACCGUGAAAUCUGUAAAUCUGAAAACGUCAACAACGUCAAGUGCAAAAACGUCAACAACGUCAAGUGCAAAAACGUCAACAACGUCAAGUGCAAAAACGUCAACUUCGACAAAGUCUGCUCAACAGCUAGAGGAAGAGAAACGUAAACAGGAAGAAGAGCUGAGACGGAAGAAUAUCAACAACAGUAUAGCGUCAUUAGUCAUAAUUGCAGGCAGUCUUCUCCUUAUAUGUGUGGCAUCUUUUGCCAGCAAAUUGGACAAACCGACCAAGAAGCUCCAAACUCAAACACAGACUUUCAUUCCCAAAAUGAACAGAGCCCAUUGUGGUUCGUUAGAGGAUAUUCAUACCUUCCCCAAGCAGAGCACUUAA
Ylistrum balloti is the source of this 603-nucleotide messenger RNA. RefSeq lists its product as uncharacterized. The record is from RefSeq and is a predicted model, not a curated record. The transcript has a single exon. The coding region runs from base 1 to 603 and encodes 200 amino acids. NCBI's taxonomy places the organism in Eukaryota, Metazoa, Mollusca, Bivalvia, Pectinida, Pectinidae. Gene Ontology annotation, cellular component: membrane.